AUGUACACAACGCGCCGCAUACUCCUCGGCGCCCAGCCUCCACCGCCGCGCAGCUACGCCCUUGAUCUGGAGUACGUCAAGUUCAACGGCAACUCGUAUGUGCGUUCACUGGCCUUGGUGCCAUUUGCGCGGGCAGAGCUGCCGUCGCCGCGCCCGCCCCACGCGAGCGAGGUCCAUGCCCGGGCAGGCAGCCCAGAUAGCAGCCGAGUGCAGUUGCCGCCCCACACGUUGACCGAACUUGGGGAUGCCCCGACGGUGCUGGAGUUGAACCCGAGGGAGGUGAUGCGGGUGGCGGAGCCGCUACCGUGUGGCCACCUUCUUCUGCCCAAAAUUCAAAAGACUCUCGUGCAAGGAGCGGCCCUGGAGGAGCUGCGGGCCCCACUCGAGACGGAGGCGCGCAGCGCCAUGGCGUCCUUUCUCGGUCUUCGCCGAGCUCUGCGGAAAGACAGGAAGAAGGCGACUGGAGAGGAAAACGGUCUUUUGGCGCUGGCGGCGCUCCGUCACGGCGAGUCAUCGGGCGGUGACACCGACGCCACGGCAGAUUUCGUGGACGAGGCGAACGCCUUCCCAGUUUUGGAGAGCGAGAGUACGGCUUCCUUGCCGGCAGCCGACCCCACCACAGAGACUGAGAAACUGGUGAUGAGGGAGUUGCAGAUACGGCUGAGCAUUGUGCAGUUUUUCAAGGGACUGGACCCGUUCGGGAUCCCGAACAUCCACCGGUUCAACCGCGAGGCACUCGAGCUGCUCUAUGCUGCCCCGGUGGAGUCUCCCGACUUUCUCGCGGCAUCGAAGCAUAUUUGCGGCUUGCGUGCCUACAGCAAAGGCAGGCAAGGUUACAAGUCGCUCGCGUACCUCUCUCGUCACCACCCUCACUUCCUGCAGGCCCUCCUGCGCCGCAGCUUCGAGAGACCUUCUGCGUGGUACAACUGGCUCGCUGACUGUGCGUUGUCUGUGGAGGCAAACUUGAUUGAGGUGCGCAAUGCACACCGCGACGGCACCCACGUCAGUGCGUGGCGUCACGUUGGCCGCUCGACGGGCGGCGCACCGGUCGACGCCGAUCGCGUCCAGACAGCGUCUGCCCUGGUGCCGGCGUCCUCGUCUUUUAACUUUCAGGAGAGUUUGACGAUGGUAGAUCUGGCCAAGCAGAUCAAUUUGCUGUGGCGCGGUCUCGCGCAUGUGCCUGAAAGCCACUACAGCGGGAGCGAGGGCGCCUUGCUGUGCUCUCGUGCGAAGGUGUACGUUUACGGCAGCAGCGACGCCUCCGUCCUUCACCGCACGCUGGGGCUGGCGUUCACCGGGGCACCCCUACAAUGCCAUCUCUCAGAGCGAGGUCUCCGGGCAGGCUCUCGCUGUGCUGGGUCGAAGCAGCUACCUGAUGUGGCUGCUGCUGCCCACGCCGCUGCGCCGAGCUCUGUGCACCAGACACCAUCUCAGCCGCUUCGGCUGCUAAGCUCACCCCUGGAGGCGGUGAUAGUGGAUGCCACUCGACACCCUCUCUUCACGGCGGCCGGCUUUGCUCCUUCGCCCAAGCAGCCGCCAUCGCUGAUGACGGCACUCGAGAAAGCUGCAAACAGUGACGCGGCGGCGGCGGAGCUCUUGUCGGCGCCGCAGUGGCACGAUCCGCUGUGGGAUGCCCAAGCGCUUGCGUGCGUCUGUGCCUGUGCUGGCAUGGCGCGCACUCCUGCGGAAUGGGGAAAAGAUAGGAAAGCCCAGCACACGUGA
This is a messenger RNA of Leishmania mexicana MHOM/GT/2001/U1103, 1722 nucleotides long. RefSeq lists its product as hypothetical. The record is from RefSeq and is a predicted model, not a curated record. The transcript has a single exon. Lineage: Eukaryota; Euglenozoa; Kinetoplastea; Trypanosomatida; Trypanosomatidae. Bases 1 to 1722 code for a protein of 573 amino acids.